This is a messenger RNA of Talpa occidentalis (Iberian mole), 833 nucleotides long. It is a transcript of the gene APOC2, whose product is annotated as apolipoprotein C2. The record is from RefSeq and is a predicted model, not a curated record. Gene Ontology annotation, molecular function: lipoprotein lipase activator activity; phospholipase binding; phospholipase activator activity. The transcript has 4 exons. Gene Ontology annotation, cellular component: chylomicron; low-density lipoprotein particle; intermediate-density lipoprotein particle. Lineage: Eukaryota; Metazoa; Chordata; Mammalia; Eulipotyphla; Talpidae. The coding region runs from base 71 to 367 and encodes 98 amino acids. Gene Ontology annotation, biological process: lipid metabolic process; positive regulation of lipoprotein lipase activity; chylomicron remnant clearance.
GCUCUUCUCUGCCCAUUUAGAGCUGAUAAGGAGAGCCCGCCAGAGUCCGUUUUCCAGGUCUCCCGACACCAUGGGCAUCAGAUCCUUCCUCGCCUUAUUUCUCCUCCUCCUACUCUUGGGAUUUGAGGUCCAGGGGGCCUUGAGCCAAGAUGAGCCUGGCCCCACCCUGCUCACCCAGAUGCAAGAGUCCCUGUUCGGUUACUGGCACUCGGCCAAGAGAGCAGCCCAGGGCCUGUACGAGAACCCAUACGUAACUGCCAUGGACGAGAAGAUCAGGGACGUGUACAGCAAAAGCACAGCAGCUGUGACCACUUAUGCAGGGAUCUUUACAGACCAGCUCCUUUCUAUGAUGAAAGGAGAACAGUAACGUCGCUGGAGGAGGGGGCGGAGCCCAGACCCAGCAUCCCUUGGCUCCCCAGACCUUGCUGGGGCCCAUGGAGCGCAAGGUUGGUGGUCCAGACUCCAGGAUUCUAGCAGCUCUUGCGUGAUCUUAUCCCAACUCUAGCCUGACUUCUUAGCAAUAAUAAUAACAACAACAAUAACAAAAAAGCCAACAUUAUUCUCUUGGAUGUGGUUACUUUUCUGUGACCUCAGAUGCUUGGUAGAGGCGGUGAGUGAUUUAAUCCAGCCAACAUUUUUUGGGCACAUAUUGUACGGAUGGAGGCCUCAACCGGUCAGUGGGACUAAGAAGCGGAAAAAUAACAGUGACUCUAAUAAUGAAACUAGAAACCUUCCUUCCCUGGCUUUCUCGUCUAUCAAGACAGACCAUGGACACAGAUACUGACAGUGGCCUCCCGUAGUGCCAGACCCUGGGUCGACCCUUUAAAGGUGCC